Emericellopsis cladophorae is the source of this 1437-nucleotide messenger RNA. Its product is annotated as transporter-like protein. The coding region runs from base 1 to 1437 and encodes 478 amino acids. The record is from RefSeq and is a predicted model, not a curated record. NCBI's taxonomy places the organism in Eukaryota, Fungi, Ascomycota, Sordariomycetes, Hypocreales, Bionectriaceae. The transcript has 2 exons. Gene Ontology annotation, biological process: transmembrane transport; protein histidyl modification to diphthamide. Gene Ontology annotation, molecular function: 2-(3-amino-3-carboxypropyl)histidine synthase activity; transmembrane transporter activity. Gene Ontology annotation, cellular component: fungal-type vacuole membrane.
AUGCCGCAUGUCAUUCACAAUGCAGAGGACACCUGCCUAAUCAACCAACCUACACAACAGGCCCAGGGCGAGGCCCGACCUCGUCCUGGUGAUGCUGUUGCUGCAUCUCCCACCCCGGCACCUCGCAACGAUGUUGAGAAGUGCAUAGCUUCCGCCAACAAUUCCGAUCAUGUCGACACUUCCCCCUCCUCUGAGGCUGGAAUGGGCCACCCUGACGGUGGGUUGAAAGCGUGGCUGGUCGUCUUUGGCUCGUUCUGCGCCAUGGGCGCCAUCUAUGGCCUUAUCAACACGUCUGCCGUUUUCGAGUCCUACUUCAGAACUCACCAACUCUCUGACUAUAAUCACUCCGAGAUUGGCUGGAUCUUCAGUCUCUACUUGUUCCUAGUGUUCUUCGUCGGUGUCCAGGUUGGGCCACUCUUUGACCGCUUCGGACCGAGAUGGCUAGUCGCGGCUGGCACCUCCUGCAUCACAGCGAGUCUAAUGUUGCUCAGUGUCUCUGAGACGUAUUACCAGAUCAUGCUCACUUAUUCUGUACUUGGUGGUCUGGGAGGCGCUCUGCUCAACGCACCGGCGUACAGUGCCAUCACCCAUUGGUUUGACAAGAAGCGAGGCUUUGCUACGGGCAUUGCGACCACAGCAGGUGGCAUAGGCGGCAUCGUCUUCCCUCUCAUUCUGCAACCUCUGCUCGCAGAGAACGGCGUCGGCUUCCCCUGGGCCUGUCGAAUCCUCGGCUUCAUCAUGCUGGGUCUGUCCAUCCCUGCCAACCUCUUCAUCAGGAGCAGGGAUGCUAUCCAGAACGCUGAAAGCGGCAAGCCGAAAUCCAUUUGGCCAGACUUUACCAUCUUUCGUGAACUACAGUACACCAUUACGUGCGCUGGGUUCUUUUUUAUGGAAUGGGGCCUUUUCGUACCCAUCACGUACAUCAUCUCGUAUACUCUGGCCUUUGGCAUUGGAUCUCAGGACGCGUCCAUGAUGCUGUCACUGCUCAACGCCGGAUCUGUGUUGGGUCGUUUCCUGCCAGGCCUGCUAGCAGACAGGGUCGGUCGCUUCAACGUCAUCAUUGUCACCAUUGGGUUCUGCAUCGUCACAGUCUUGGGUAUCUGGCUACCUUGCCAGGGUAAUUUCGGUGUCCUGGUCGCCUUUUGUAUUCUGUUCGGCUUCGCUUCCGGCAGUAACCUUGGUCUGAUCCCCGUCUGCUUCAGCCAGUUCUGCCAUCCGCAACAAUUCGGAAGAUACUUUGCUACGGCGAACAUGGUCGCGAGCUUUGGCACCUUGAGCAGUGUGCCUAUCGGUGGCGCCCUGCUUAGUCUGGGCCAGAACAAGCUCGGGUGGACAGCGCUGAUCCUUUUCUCCGGCCUCUCCUACGCAAUUGCCUUGUGUUGCUAUCUAGCGGCGAGGGUUCUGUCUGCGGGCUGGAACCCGAGGACCAAGUUUUAG